GUAGAAAGUCUACCUUUACUUCAACACGGACAACAUAAUACUCCUGAGGGCUCACGUUGUCCACGACCUUGAACUAUUUGUGUCAGAUGAAUACGUUAAAACAUUGUCCCCUGCCCUAAUUCCCUGACCGUUCUCUGUGAGGGGUUUUAUAAGGCGCGUUCCUCAGGGCUUCGUCCCUCUAUCGAUGUCUGAUGAACAUACCAAGAUGUCAAAGCUUCUACCACUCUUCCUCAGUUUGAUCGCAUGUCAUGCCCAUGGCCUGCGGAUAUCGUCCAGUGUCACCGUCGAGUUGGGCUCCCAAACCACCGUGACGUGUACAGGUGACGUCACAGAAUCGGGUUUGCAGCUCAUAUCGCCGAGCGGUCAGAUCUACCGUCCCACUCAACCAUCCAGCAACCAAAUUCAAACUGUGAUCGUAUCCGUGGACGAUAGAGACAUCGGAGAAUGGACCUGCCGAGCGGCUAACUCCCAGAAUGCCAUCGUGUCGGCUGUCAGCAGAAUUGUCCUACAGCAUCGGAUCAUGGCCCGGGUGACUCAUAAGGGACCUGUGAGUAUCGGGGGACAGGCCGUGUUCCGCUGUGAAAUCCGGGGAAACCCCAUGCCAACGCCUUCGUGGAGAAAAGGAUUUACAUCACUUAGUGAUCAGGAAGGGAUGAUAAAGAUACAAAACGACGUACGUCCGUACGCCACGUUUUCUGUGCUGACGCUUAGUAACGUCCAGGCCUCAGACGCCGGCAGCUACGUCUGUUCAGCGUCGACGGGCAGAACACGGGCCAGCGGCUCUGCAUAUCUUUUCGUCAGGGCUCCCAGUGGUAUUGUUUUGAACAAAAGAACAACCCAGAUGCCAACUGUAAGGCCAACUGAACCACAGCAAUCAGGACCGAGGGAUCGUCUGUCAGCCAGUUUGGCAUUUACCGGACCUGCUAGUGUUGGACAAAGACUGCAGUUGGAUUGUCGAGUGUCUGCCCCAUCAGGGGCAACAGUUACAUGGUACAAGGACUACCGACGGAUAUCAUCGCCUGGAGUGCAAUUAAGUUCCGAAACCCGAAUUGAUGGACAACACCAGCUGUUGACCAUUGCUAGUGUGCAGCUCUCUGACGCUGGGCGCUACAGAUGUGAGGUGAGCAAAGACGGCAGCGCGGCGAGGAGUUCCGUACAAGUCAAUGUCAAUGGUGCUGGUGGCGCAGUCGCAAUGAGGCCCAGUUUUGGUGAGCGUCUGUCCGUCCGACUGAGCACAACGGGCUUCCCGCGCGCAGGUAGCUCCUUCCGGUUGGACUGUCGAGUCACAGCGCCCCCUGGAUCCACUGUGACCUGGUGGAAGGACAACUUUCUUCUGAAUGAGUAUGAACUGCGACAAACGGAGAUUGACUGAUGCCAAUAAGAGAUGAAUGAUUAGCAAGAAACCUGUUUGGUCAGAAGCGGUCGGGCUCAUACAGGAUCAUAAAAAUCAUGUGCGUUAAUCUCUUUCCUGUUUCAGUCUAGCGGUCACACGUUUUUCAUAGCGUCACAAAGUGACGGGCAGCAUUACAUCUUCUCCAUCGAGUCCCUGGAGACAUCGGACUCCGGGAGGUACAGGUGCGAGGUCCGCGAUCAGAGAGGCAGCGUAGCUCGCAGUGAAA
Molecule: messenger RNA, 1619 nt
Organism: Liolophura sinensis
Lineage: Eukaryota; Metazoa; Mollusca; Polyplacophora; Chitonida; Chitonidae
Product: neural cell adhesion molecule 1-like
Exons: 11
Coding region: 185-1372 (395 amino acids)
Biological process (GO): homophilic cell-cell adhesion
Cellular component (GO): plasma membrane
Source: RefSeq, a predicted model, not a curated record